Molecule: messenger RNA, 2148 nt
Organism: Neohortaea acidophila
Lineage: Eukaryota; Fungi; Ascomycota; Dothideomycetes; Mycosphaerellales; Teratosphaeriaceae
Exons: 1
Coding region: 1-2148 (715 amino acids)
Source: RefSeq, a predicted model, not a curated record
AUGAAGGUCAGGCUCAAAGCCUCGAGGUCGCUGAGGCUGGGCGCCGCGGGCACAUGCGCUCUUCUUUUCCUCUUUUGGAGUCUGUGGACGUCUGUGGAUUAUCUUGCUGAACAGGAGGGCAAGAUUCAGACGCUGCUGAGCCAGAAUGAGCGCCUUCGUGAGCAUUUGUCCACGGAGCAUGCGGAGAAGGUCCGGUUGGAGAAUGCCACAAUACACCCGCACUUCUCGACUCCGCCGGCAGAUGUUCUUGCUCCGCCGCCGCCGCCGCCGAUGAUCGUGGAAAACAGCCAGGCCCUGGAGGAUAACGCGGGCUUCGCGUACGUCUUCUACGCCACCGACCCAACCUAUGCCUGCUCCGUGCUGGUGAACAUCGACAGACUGCAAAACGUCCUCCACGCCCGCGUGCCCAUUCACGUCCUCGUCACCUCCGACAUCAGCGAGAGCUACAUCCGCACCAUGGAAGCCAUGAACGCCACCGUCCAUUUGCGCGAAGCGCCGCCGCUCGCCCAGGACAGCGCAUACUACUACCGCGGCAGUCUGCUCAAGCUGCUCGCGUUCGAAAUGCACAUCAUAUCGCCCGGGUUGAAGCGCGUGCUUGUCUUCGAUUCCGACCAACUCAUAAUGAAGAAUCUCGAUUCCCUCUUUACUGGUCUUCCGCCUAACGACCUCGCGGCUCCUCGGGCGUACUGGCUUUCGAAGGAUUUCCUGGCCAGCACGUUUAUGAUGAUUGACCUGUCGGAUCGGCUGUGGCAGAGUGUGCGGCAUGCCCUCGAUACGCUGGCGAAGGAUAAGUUUGACAUGGAUAUUGUGAACGAGUUGUUGGGCGACACUGUUUUGAUGUUGGGUGGGGAGUACGUCACGUUGAACUCACAUUGGGAAACUUGGAACUUGCCCAAGUGGUUCCAUACGGAGCUGAACGUUACUGUCCAACCGACGGAGGCUGCCAGUCCGCCAUCGGUGGAGGCGGUCAGUCCCCAGCCGGCGGAGGGAGACGGUUCACAGCCAGCGGAGACAGCACAGCCGGGAGAGGGAGAUGGCUCACAGUUGGCAGAAACAGCACAGCCAGAAGAAGGAGGACCACAGCCAACCGAGGGCGGCGAUCCACAGCCAGUGGAAGGAGACAGACCACAGCCAGUGGAAGGAGACAGUUCACAGCCAGUGGAAGGAGACAGUCCACAGCCAGUGGAAGGAGACAGUCCAUCAUCGGUGGAGGGAGACAAUCAAGAACCGGCAGUGACAGCACAACCAGCGAACGGAGCCAGUGAAGAAGCAUUGCAGGCAGCCAAUAAACCGCCAGCCACAGAACCGAGCGAGCCCCCAAGAGACGAUGAGCUUAGCAACGGCGGAGAAAGUGGGACGGCAGCGGUCUUGGACUCGAUCUCGCCAUCUGUGGAUGCCAGUCCGCAACUACCGGAAGCGGCAGGUGAUCAGUCGUCGCAGAACGAGGCCGUCGCUGGCGGACAAGGCGAGACAGUAGCGACGGCAGAGUCCAGCUUGUCGUCGGCAGAUGGCAAUCCACAGGCAGCGGGUGAAGAGAGCGACGCCCAGCCCUGGAAGUAUGAGCUGGGCGCAAGGGGAGCAGGCGGGGCAACAGCAGCUCCAGAAUCGAGCGACGCUUCCCGGAUCCGAAUGACUCGAGCAGAGGGCGACCAGGACAGCUCCUCCGAGCUCGUCGGCAAAAACGACAUGAGCAAUGACGGCAAUACUACCACCACGACCUCCAAAGCUUCCCCUGCGCCGGAAUCGAUCACGACUUCAGACCCCGCAACAGAACCCGCCACUCCACCAUCAAACACAACCACACCCCCAACCCGAACAACCCCCUCCGCCCCAGACUUCGCCUCCACCUACCCCUCUUCCCCUCCAUCCUCCUCCUCAGCACCUCCCACCCCCUCCGCCACAGAAGUCUACCCACCCCCCGUCCCCAAAUACCCCUCCACCCACCCUCUCUACAUCGAACUCGCGCGCCUCCAAGAAGCCGCAAGCGUGAUCCACUUCACCGCGCUCGGGAAGCCGUGGACGUGGGCGGGGUACGAGGUGCAGCAGGAGCGGCCGAGCGCGCAUCCGUUGAUGGCGGAGCAGUUUGAGAUUUGGCGCGCGGCGGCGGCGCGCGUGUGUCCUAGUGGGUUGCCUAGGCCGUCUUAUUAA